AGUCCUUGCACGGACUCACCCUUUGCUGACUUUAUGAGCUCGGGGUGCUGUUGGAGGUGUUCCAGCAAGAGCAGAGCGCGCAGGAAAGGGGAGGAGCAGCUGCAGCUCAGAUUCUUCUUCCGCUUGAGACGCUGGAUUGAAGAAGGGGUCUGAGGUCCCUGGUGGAGAAAGGGAGGCGAGGAGGAGGAGGAGGUUUCUCUUGGACUCUAAGGCAUCAAAUCUGGAAAACCAAACCAUGUCACAGGUCAUACAAAACCACGUGUUGCGUGUUGGACAGACCGUAUGUGUUUCCUCACAGGAGGAGAGCAAGAGCCUGCACCGGGCCGGGUACCCGGGCUGCUCGGCGCUGCCGAUGAAGUAUGCCUACUACUCAACGGAGGGCUGGGCUGACCCGUCCGCGAUGGUGCACGCCAACGCCUGCCUGCUUCCCAGCGGAGGGCUGUACGGAGCCCACCCCUUGUUUGAGCAUGUGGCUGCUCACGCCCAGGGGAAGGGGCAGCAGGACACCUCUUUGGAGACACCCACUACCCCGUAUCAGCCAAAGGAGGAGGAGGAGGAGGACACCGGCACGGAUCCUGAGGCUCAACCGGUGUCUCCUACCUUGGACAUAUCAAUAGAGAGUCUCAACCAGCUGAUCCUAGAAAUCGAUCCAACCUUUCAGCCACUCAUGUGCAAGCCAGUGGAGGAUGCGGUCCAACCUUCUUCUCAGGGUGACGCUGCUGCCACCAAGAAACAAGAUCUGGAGGCAAUAGACAUUAAGUACAUAGAAAUGACGCCAGGCAGAGCCACGUGUCCCGAGCUGCUGCAGGGCUCCCCCAGCGCUUCGGGCACGCUCUUCUCAAGGUCCCCCCAGGGCAAUGGCUUCCUGCCCCAAAAAGGGGGACUCAGAAGCAACUACAGCACCAGUGGAAGUGUGGUUUUCUCAAGCCCACCUGGACCUGCGAGCCCCCGGUCGGCCACGCCGAGCUGCGCUGCCUCCCCAACCGGCAGCAAAGAGUCCAAGUGCAUCGCUGUCCCCCAGCAGUGCGCGUCUGGACAGACGGACAGCAUCUCCUACGGCCCCAGGUCUCUUGGCACCUCCCCAGCCUUUGACAAUUUGCUGAAGCCCGUGCACGUGGUGAGGGCCCAGCAGAGGAACAGCUGGGUCUCCCCGCUCUCCUCGAGCCCCGGCUCAGACACCAGUUAUGUCCUUGGAAGCAGCACCCACUCCCUCCACAAUGACGACUCAGAUGCUCACCCCGCUGCCUGCUGCUCCGCUGACUGCCCGUCCCCUGCCAGCCCCUGCCCACCAUCCCCGAGCAUCAGAUCUCACUCUGGAGAAGCCUCUGUCCUGAGUCACCACCUGCCCAGGGCAGCCUGCUCCGCCACAGCCGACCCCUCCCCGUCCCAGAAGGGACAGGCCAGCAGCUGCCCGCCCUCCAUCCUCAACUCCGCAGCCGACAUCCAGGUGCUGCUGGUGAAUGGGUGCCUGGAACAAGGAGAUGCGUCUUCCAGGCUGGCCAAGACCCCCCCAGCCUCUGUCAAGCAAAGCCCCCCUCCCAGCUGCAGCCCGGCCUCGAGGCUCGGUGGCCUGAACAACGCGCUGUCGGCACCAAUGCUCUCCUGCAUCUCGGACAGUCCCCUCAGGGCUGAACAGCCGACCAUGAAGUUUGUGAUGGACACAUCAAAAUACUGGUUCAAGCCGAGCAUAACGAGGGACCAAGCAAUCCAGCUGCUGAAGGACAAGGAGCCAGGCACGUUCGUUGUGCGGGACAGCACAUCGUACCGGGGGUCUUUCGGACUGGCGAUGAAGGUUGCCGUCUCUCCAUCCGGCAGCCAGACAGGCGAUGAGAGCAGUGACCUCGUCCGGCACUUCCUCAUCGAGUCAUCUCCCAAAGGGGUGCACUUGAAAGGAGGCAGCAAGGAGCUGUAUUUCGGGAGCCUCCCCGCCUUUGUGUAUCAGCACGCCAUCACCCCGCUGGCACUGCCCUGCAGGCUGAGCAUCCCCACCCGAGAUCUUGCUGAUGGAGAAGAUAGCCCCGACUGCGCUCCUGAACCCGCACUAUCCCUGCUGAAGAAAACUGCUGAGUGCAACGUCUUGUACCUCAACACGGUGAAGAUGGAGACGCUCACGGGAGCCCCGGCCAUCCAGAAAGCCGUCUCGUCUACCUUCGAGCUGGAAACGCUGCCCACACCCACCCUCGUGCACUUCAGAGUGAGCGAGCAGGGAGUCAUGCUGACGGACAUCCAGAGGAAGGUGUUUUUCAGGAAGCACUACCCCUUGGCUGCCAUCAGGUUUUGCGGGAUGGAUCCUGAGAACAGAAAGUGGCAGAAGUACUGCAAGUCCUCAAGGAUCUUUGGGUUUGUGGCCAAAAGGCAGACAGAUUCGGAGAACGUCUGUCACCUGUUUGCAGAGUACGACACUGUGCAGCCGCCAUCGCUUGUCAUCGACCUGCUGUGCAAGCUCCUGCUGGCCCCGUAGAGGACAGAAACCCCGGACAGCUCAGGGCUGGCAGCUGCCCACACAACGCCGAGCUUCUACUGCUCACCUUUUCUGGCUUCUGGGCUGCAUUUUGGCAACAGCUCAUAUUUAUAUUUUUGGUUUGGUACGUACAGUCAUGUCAAGAGUCUCAUAUGCUCUGGUGGGAUGAGAUGUUCCUCCGAGACCCUACACGGGGCAUCGCACGGUCGGCCGCUCGCGGGGAGCUGUGCCGAGCUGGGAGCGGAGCGGCAGGACGGGAGCUGUGCUCGCCGCAGGGAACCGCUGCCUCCCUCACCCGGCAUCGCCAUUCGCUUUUCUCCGGAGGAACAAAAUACUCUGGCUGAGAUGUCUGUCGGCUGCGGGCGAUGCCUGCACCGCGGGGGUCCAAGCUGAGGCGCGGUCGGUGGAGCUGAGCUCCCACCUUCAGGGACUCGGCCCUAACCCCCCCCAAUGCCGUGGGAGGGGAGCUCUGGUGCAGGCAGGGGGGACUCCCCUCCCUGACAAUAGACCAGGAGCCAGUUUUGCAAAUCAAAGCAUAUAAAAGCACUAGGCCCUGCUGAAAAAUCCUGCUUCCCUCAAGGAGCAUCAAAAGGCAGCGUAUUUAUGCCUGGUGCUGGUAAAUUCUCUUGCCCUCUUUUGCAAAGCGGGGUUACAGGCUAGCUCAACCUCCAGGCAUCGCGGCAAGCUGAGAAAUAAAUGUUGACAUUUUCAUGACAGUAAAACGUCGGGUUUUUGGAAAUGACUUGCAUGAAUCCGGCCCAGAUCCUCAGAUGACGUAAAUUGGCGCAGCCUCGUGGAAAUCGGUGCUGCCGUGAUUUACACCAGCUGAAGAGCCAGCUCUUGCUGUAAUCUCAGCGCGGAGUACAGCGGCUCCGAGACCACCAUACAGCCGCCUCCCUUAGCACUCGCUUACCUGGUGCGUCUACAUUGUUUUAAUUUUGGACCCUGGGCUAACAAACCCGGCUAAGGGGUAUUUUCAAUAAA
Phalacrocorax carbo (great cormorant) is the source of this 3445-nucleotide messenger RNA. The record is from RefSeq and is a predicted model, not a curated record. NCBI's taxonomy places the organism in Eukaryota, Metazoa, Chordata, Aves, Suliformes, Phalacrocoracidae.